AUGUUCUCCGUAAAUCCUCGAACGAUCAUAACCUCGAGGCAUUUCGACACUUCUACGGAUGACACAUUAGACAAAUUUGCAGCCAUUAUCAGAAUGAUUCAUGCAGGAUGCAAGGCGCUGAUAAGUAUCAACGUGAGUCAUUCCGGUACUUUAAGCGACAGCACUUUGUCACGUGGCCAGAGAUUUAUAUUAAAUUUCCAAAGUAGUUUCUACACUUUUUCAACUAGAUCUACCCACACAUUCUCAAUUGUCAUCAUGCUAGAUUUCUGGUUGCAGUAUCUAGACAAUCCAACAUUGUCGGUCUUACCUCAUGACUUCUUGAAGCCUUUGAACAGCGAGUCUGUAGAGGCCACUAAGACGUUUACCAUUCCCAAUGCCAAUGAUUUUGUUUCUGGGUUGGCAGUUUUCGCUGCCUUGGUGUAUAGACUCACAGGAGAUGAAGAUGUGUUGAUAGCCACCGACUUGCAAAGUGGCGGUGAGCCAUUCAUUGUCAGACUUGCUAUGGAUAACGCUUUGACUUUCAGUCAAUUGAGAGAGAAGGUGGAGAAGGAGUACCAGAAUAACCAAAAGCACGUCGAGUACCAUAACUUGAACGAUAUUGCUUCCGCAAUCAAAGACAAAAAGCAGCUCGAGACACAGCCGCCAUUAUUCAAGGUGUCGUUUCAGCACUCAAGAGAGUCGCAGAAAUUGGAGACCUCUGUUGAGGGCUCUGUGAGAGAUUUGGCUGUCUUCUUCAACACCAAAACAAGCCAGGUUCACAUUUACUACAACUCUUUGCUUUACCGUGGUGAACGUCUCGAUGUGUUUGCAGAACAGUUCUCGCAAUUCUACACAGCAGUGGAUGCCGAGCCCACUAUUCCAAUUACCAAUGUAUCUCUACUCACGGAUGCUCAAAGUGCUCACUUGCCUGACCCAACCUUGGAUUUGGACUGGGCUGGCUAUAGAGGUGCUAUCCAGGACCUCUUUAUGGAAAAUGCAUUGCAAUUCCCAGAAAGAGACUGCGUGGUUGAAACCAAGUCUUUCAUGGACCCAUCAUCCAAAACCAGAACCUUCUCAUAUCAGCAAAUCAAUCGUGCUUCCAACAUUGUGGGUAACUACUUGAAGGAGAACGGCAUCAAGAAAGGUGACAUUGUCAUGAUCUACGCUUACAGAGGUGUGGACCUUGUGGUCGCAGUCAUGGGUGUCUUGAAGGCUGGCGCUACCUUCUCUGUUAUUGACCCUGCCUAUCCUCCUGCAAGACAAAUUGUUUACCUUACAGUGGCCAAGCCUCAAGGUUUAAUUGGCUUGGAGAAGGCCGGUACCUUGGAUCUGUUGGUGGAAGACUACAUCCGCGACGAAUUGAACAUCAUUGCUAAAAUUCCACAAUUGAAAAUACAGGAUGAUGGCUCGCUUGUCGGUGGAAACUUGCCAGGCACAUCCGGUGACUGUUUGUCAACUUACGAAUCAUUCAAAGAUACCCCAACGGGUGUCGUGGUUGGCCCUGAUAACAACCCAACGUUGUCUUUCACUUCGGGCUCAGAAGGUCUUCCUAAAGGUGUGUUAGGAAGACAUUUCUCCCUUGCAUACUACUUCCCCUGGAUGGCCAAGAGAUUUGGCUUGUCUUCCGAGGACAGAUUCACAAUGUUGUCCGGUAUUGCUCACGAUCCUAUUCAAAGAGAUAUCUUCACUCCGUUGUUUUUGGGUGCCAAGUUGUUGGUUCCAACCUCUGAUGAUAUUGGAACCCCUGGAAAAUUGGCUGAGUGGAUGGCUGAGUAUGGUGCCACCGUUACUCACUUGACACCCGCAAUGGGUCAAUUGUUGAGUGCUCAGGCAGUCACCCCCAUCCCUUCAUUACAUCACUCCUUUUUUGUUGGUGACAUCUUGACUAAGCGUGAUUGUCUUCGCUUGCAAACCUUGGCCGAAAAUGUCUUCAUUGUCAACAUGUACGGAACUACUGAAACCCAACGUGCCGUCUCAUACUUUGAGAUUGCAAGCAGGAGCUCCAACCCAAACUAUCUCCGCAACAUGAAGGAUGUUAUGCCAGCAGGAAGUGGUAUGCACAACGUUCAAUUGUUGGUGGUUAACAGAAAUGACAGAUCACAAACCUGUGGUGUCGGAGAAAUUGGUGAGAUCUAUGUUAGAGCCGCUGGCUUGUCUGAGGGAUACAGAGGAUUGCCUGAUUUGAAUAAGGAGAAAUUCAUUACAAAUUGGUAUGUCGACCCCAAGAUUUGGACCGAAAAAGAUGCUCAACAGAAGAAGCCUGAAGAAGCAGCAUGGAGAGAAGCAGCAUGGUUUGGCCCAAGAGACCGUUUGUACAGAACUGGUGAUUUGGGAAGAUACAUGCCAGAUGGUAAUGUGGAAUGUUGCGGCCGUGCUGAUGACCAGGUAAAGAUCAGAGGAUUCCGUAUUGAAUUGGGUGAGAUCGAUACUCAUUUGUCUCAGCAUCCCCUCGUGCGUGAAAAUGUCACUCUCGUUAGAAGAGAUAAGAAUGAGGAGCCAACAUUGAUCUCUUACAUUGUGCCUAAGGAAUCGCCAGAACUCUUGGCAUUGAAAGACGAUGUUGAAGAGUCCUCUGACCCAAUCAUCGAUGGGCUUGCAUCGUACGGGCCUUUGAUCAAAGACAUCAAGAAGUACCUCAAGAGUAGAUUGGCUCUGUAUGCUAUCCCAACCAUCAUCGUCCCCCUCAAAAGUCUUCCUCUCAACCCUAACGGUAAAGUCGACAAGCCUAAAUUGCCAUUCCCAGAUACUGCGCAAUUGGAGGCAGUAGCUAGAUUGACAGCCACUUCAAAGGGUACUAAUGUGGAUGAACAAGCCUUCUCUGACUUGGAGGCCACAAUUCGUGAUUUGUGGUUUGAAGUUCUCCCAAACAGACCUGCCACAAUUGCCCGUGACGACUCCUUCUUUGACUUGGGUGGACAUUCUAUUUUGGGAACUCGUAUGAUUUUUGAAUUAAGAAAGAAAUUGAAUGUUGAUAUUCCUCUUGGAGCCAUCUUCAAGAACCCAACCAUUGAAACUUUUGCUCAGGAGGUUCAACACACUAUCAAGGGUGAUUUUGCUCAAUUGGCAGAUGGAAAAUCUGAUGCCGCUAAGCAUGAGAUAGACACUUCGGUUUCUUACUUUGACGACGCAAAGGCACUCAAGCAAUCCGCUUUGCUCAAAAGCUAUGAAUCCUUGGAAUCACUCGACUUCUCCAGCACUGUCAACGUUUUUGUGACAGGAGUUACAGGAUUCUUGGGAUCAUUCAUUGUUCGUGAUCUUUUGACUGCCCGCACAGGUGGUAAAUACAAGGUCUUUGCUCAUGUUCGUGCAUCUUCAAAAGAGGCUGGAUUGGAAAGAUUGCGCAAGGCAGGAAAAACUUAUGGCGUUUGGGAUGAGAAAUGGACCGAACAGAUUGAGAUCGUCUUGGGCGACUUGUCUAAGCCACAAUUUGGUUUGGAUGACUCAUCUUGGAAGUCUUUAGCUGACACUAUUGAUGUUAUUAUUCACAAUGGUGCCUUAGUCCAUUGGGUGUACCCAUACUCUCAAUUGAGAGAUGCUAAUGUUAUCGGCACAAUUAAUGUCAUGAACUUAGCUGGAUCUGGUAAGCCAAAGUUCUUCUCCUUCGUCUCUUCAACUUCAACACUUGACACUGAUUACUUCUUCAAUUCUUCUGAUGAGCUCACUUCUAGAGGUUUCGCAGGAAUCUCUGAGGCUGAUGACUUGAUGGGUUCUUCGACCGGACUCGGAACUGGAUAUGGUCAGUCUAAAUGGAGUGCAGAGUAUCUCAUCAGAGCAGCUGGUGAGAGGGGUUUGAAGGGCUGCAUCACCAGACCAGGUUAUGUCACAGGUUUCUCACAGUCUGGUGCCUCCAACACUGAUGAUUUCUUGUUGAGAUUCUUGAAGGGAUGUGCCGAACUUGGGUACUACCCUAACAUUACAAACAACAUCAACAUGGUUCCAGUCGAUCAUGUUGCAAGAGUUGUUGUCGCAACAGCUUUGCACCCUCCUCAAGCUGAUUAUUUGUCAGUCGCUCAUGUGACAGGCCACCCAAGAAUCACAUUCAACGAAUUUGUCGGAACAAUGAAGACUUAUGGCUAUGAAGUUUCCCAAAUUGAUUACCCUGAGUGGAGAUCUGCUUUGGAACGCUUUGUCGUCGAGGACUCGAAGGACUCUGCUUUGUUCCCAUUGUUACAUUUUGUUUUGGAUAAUUUGCCUCAAGACACAAAAGCCCCAGAAUUAGAUGACCAGAAUGCGGUCAAGGCCUUGAAGUCUGAUGUCGCUCUCUCUGGCGAAGAUGUUAGCGCGGGCAAGGGUGUAGUGGAGUCUGUCCUUAGCGUGUACAUCAGCUAUUUGGUGAAGAUUGGAUUUUUGCCUUCUCCAACUGGCAAGGGUGAGGACUUGGUUGACGUUGAGUUAAGUGAAGAGACUUUGGCCCUCAUUACUUCUGGUGCUGGUGGACGUGGAUCUGCUGCCAACUAA
Messenger RNA from Australozyma saopauloensis, 4437 nucleotides. It is a transcript of the gene LYS2, whose product is annotated as L-aminoadipate-semialdehyde dehydrogenase. The transcript has a single exon. Gene Ontology annotation, biological process: L-lysine biosynthetic process. Gene Ontology annotation, molecular function: L-aminoadipate-semialdehyde dehydrogenase [NAD(P)+] activity. NCBI's taxonomy places the organism in Eukaryota, Fungi, Ascomycota, Pichiomycetes, Serinales, Metschnikowiaceae. The record is from RefSeq and is a predicted model, not a curated record. The coding region runs from base 1 to 4437 and encodes 1478 amino acids.